Messenger RNA from Phycodurus eques (leafy seadragon), 1849 nucleotides. RefSeq names its product arf-GAP with dual PH domain-containing protein 2-like. Gene Ontology annotation, biological process: positive regulation of GTPase activity. Gene Ontology annotation, cellular component: intracellular membrane-bounded organelle; plasma membrane. The record is from RefSeq and is a predicted model, not a curated record. Lineage: Eukaryota; Metazoa; Chordata; Actinopteri; Syngnathiformes; Syngnathidae. Gene Ontology annotation, molecular function: phosphatidylinositol bisphosphate binding; GTPase activator activity. Bases 199 to 1341 code for a protein of 380 amino acids. The transcript is spliced from 12 exons.
UUUGUAACUUUGGUUCGAAUGCAAAAUUCACACAUAUAAGUGCAACAUUAUAACAAUAAACGUUGUGAUGCUGCGCUGCAAAGAGGAACCGCUCGGCCACCGCGACGAGAAAAGAUGUUGCUGCAUCUGCUCAAUUUGUGUUGUGCCUGUGCACAUAGUAUGUGACUCCGUGGGACGGAGGCAGCAGAGCCUUCACCUAUGGCCGUCCUGGAGAGAAACAACAAAAUCCUGCUGGAUUUGACACGGCAGCCUUGGAACAGCACGUGUGCCGACUGUGGGGCUCCUGAGCCUGAUUGGGCCUCUUACACACUAGGUGUGUUUUUGUGCGUCAACUGCUCUGGGAUGCAUCGGAACUUGCCCUCCAUCAGCAAAGUCAAGUCCAUACAUCUAGACCACUGGCAGGACUCCCUUGUAGAGGCCAUGCGUCAGAGAGGCAACUCUGUAGCUAAAGCCACCUACGAGAAGUGUGUUCCUGCGUUCAUCUACCGGCCGCAGCCGAGAGACUGUCUGGUUCUUAAGGAUCAAUGGAUCCGUGCUAAGUACGAGAGGAGAGAGUUCACGGGAGAAAAAGCCUACUUUCAACAAUCUUAUGGUGCAGACACCAUUGAGGCGACACUGUGGAAGAAGGGCAAAGACAACAAGCAGUUUUUGAAAAGGAUUUUCUUGCUGUCCCACAAAGACUUCACUCUCAGAUACUUCACCAAAGAGGAUUCUAGAGUCCCUAAAGCUGUGAUCGGCAUGAAGGAGCUGAAUGCGGUUUUCCAGCCCGAGAAGCUCGGACACGCUCACGGCCUGCAAAUCUCCUACUUGCAGGAUGUGCGGACAAGGAACAUCUUCGUUUACCACGAGAAUGGACAAGUCAUUGUUUCCUUUUUCAGUGCUAUUCGAGCAACACGCUUGGCUUACCUCCAGAAGAAGCAUCCCACUCUUCGACAACGAGAGUUAAUACCUCAGAUUACGAGAUCCUGCCUCAAGGAGGGACACAUGGAGAAAACUGGCCCAACGCAGCGGGAGCCAUUCAGGAAGAGGUGGUUCACUCUGUGCUUAAUGAACAGAAAGCUUCUAUACUAUAAAUCCCCACUGGACGCCACCGAGCUUGGCGCCGUCUUUAUCGGCACGGAGAGCCACGGCUACUCUGUGUCGGAGGGCGGCAGGCGCAGCGGCAGAGGAGGCCGCUGGCACCGUGCCGUCACUCUGCAGACUCCCCAGAGGCAGUUCGUGUUCACGUGCGAGCAGGAACAGGAACAGCAGGAGUGGCUGGAGGCCUUCGGGAAAGUCAUCGGUCAGCCGAUGACGGCGGAGGACUACGCAAAUGAAGCCAACUUGAGAAGGCGCAAAUAACCUGAAGAAGUUCUUACACCAACUCGCACCAUCAUUUUAUAUGGACUCAAGUAUUGGGACACCUGGCCUAUAGAAGCCUUGCUACAAAGUUGGAUGCAAAAUGUCUUGGUAAGAAUUGUCAUUUGAGGGUUGGGUGGAACCGACCAAUGGUUUGCAUGGACUCUUCCCUCUAUGUAAAUAGUUGUACAUGUGUGAUUUUUGUAUUAUUAUGAUUAUUAUUGUUGUUGUUGUUGUUGUUGUGUUAGGCUUGUGCUGUAGCAUCAGUGAAAGGUUUGUUGAGAAGAGUGACAUGCCUGUCAUUUCAUUUCUGGCGGCUCGAAUAAAAGCAAUUUAUUUCAAACAAAAUUAUUAAUUAAUUCAUUUUAGAACUGCAAGGCAGAUGUGCUAACUACCAGUCCACCAUUCUGUUUCUUUUUUUUCUUUUUUUUUGGUGACAUACAGUAUUUGUUUCUUUUCAAAAUGAUAUGGGAGGUGCUGAAUGAAUAAUAAAAAAAUCCUUUGCCUGCUU